AUGGAAGUAGGUGAAAAUGCAGAAAAAUUAUUAGGUGUCGUACCACUUGCGUUUAUUUUAGGAUUUUACACUGAUACAGUCUUGCGUCGAUGGUGGAGAUUCUACAUCAGUAUACCUUACCCCGAUAGAUUAGCCUUUUUAAUAUCCACACAUAUCCAUGGCACGGAAGAGAGACCAAGAAUUAUAAGGAGAACGUUGAUGAGAUAUAUUAAUUUGACAUUUAUAAACGUAUUCAGAAGUUUGGCGAUUUCCACAAAAAAAAGAUUUCCUACAUUAGAUCAUUUAGUAGCCUCAGGCAUCUUAAUUGAAAACGAAAAAAAGAUAUUGCAAACAUUCGCUCCAGGAGAUGUGUGGUGUGUAACCUUAUUAUGGUCAAUAGCAUUAAUUAGUAAAGCGCGUUCUGAGGGUUACAUAAGAAAUCAAUUUAGCACAAUAGGUCUAAUAAAAGAGAUAAUGAAAUUGAGAGGAAAUUUGGGAGGAUUGUUGGGACAGGAUUGGAUAAGCAUUCCAUUAAUUUAUACACAAGUUGUGAUGAUGGCCGUUUAUUCCUUUUGUAUAUUGUGUUUAUUUGGGAGGCAAACCUUUUUGAUACCAGGUGGUUCUGAAUCGGAUAUUGAUGAUGAUACCCCAGUCAAGAUAACACAAAAUAUAAAGGAUUACAGUGCUCCUCUUCGAACAUUAUUGCACUACGCAAUUUAUAUUGGCUGGAUUAAAGCAGCUGAAGUAUGUUUAAAUCCUAUGGGCGAGGAUGAUGAUGAUUUUCCUAUUAACUGGUUAAUAGAUAGAAAUCUUUACGUAUCAUACAUUUUGAUUGAUGAAAUGCACCAAGUAUGCCCACCAUUAGUCAAGGAUAAUUUCUGGGAUAAAGAACUACCUCAACUUCCUUAUAAUCAGGCCACUAAAAGAUUUAAAAUUUUCCAGCCAUUUGAAGGUUCUGCUGCAAAACUCAUGGAAACUAUAACUAUAAAACCCGAUAUCUUGAAACUUCCUGAAAAUGCUGCCUCUGAAAAGGAGAGGAUAUUAAAUAUGGAAUCGAAUUUAGCGGGCCAAGAAAAAGAAGAUCUAAAGACUCCUAAAAAAUUAUCCGAAGAUGAUUCAUUAUUUAGAUUUCCUACGGAUAAAACUGGAAGCGAAAAAUCUUGA
Molecule: messenger RNA, 1143 nt
Organism: Gordionus sp. m RMFG-2023
Lineage: Eukaryota; Metazoa; Nematomorpha; Gordioida; Chordodea; Parachordodidae
Product: bestrophin-3-like
Exons: 10
Coding region: 1-1143 (380 amino acids)
Molecular function (GO): chloride channel activity
Source: RefSeq, a predicted model, not a curated record